GUUCAUUUGGUGUUUGAUCAGCCCAUUGGAGAGAUGAGGUUCCUUAUAUUAUUUUUGAGUGUGGUGGCAGUGGUGUAUUGUGGUCCAGUUAAUCAAGACGAGAACUUGGCUAGGGCUCUCUUGGAGCCGUUUGUGAAGUGCCAAAACAGUGAUUACUAUCUUUGCGGAAAGGAAUAUGUCCUAAAAGCUGUCGAGAAGAUCCGAACCUUAAGGACACUGAACAUCAUCGAUGGAGUCACCCUCCUCAACAACAACCCUAAGGAAUCCAGGAGCUUGGAGACCCUCUCUAGUGAGCCAGCUGUUAGAACCAAACAAGUUAACGAGAAACUCUGGGAGACGGCCUCUGAAAUACUUCAGUCAAGCGAACUUGAACUUAGCUAUGGACCCGAAGUUGAAGAAUCCAGAGCUAUUGAUGACGUUGAAGAAGGUCGCGGCAAGAAGAAGAAGUUGAAGAAGAAGCUGAAAAUGCUCAUCCCUCUUAUGAUCCUCGCCAAAGCCAAGGCCAUAGCUUUAGUCGUGGCGGCACUGCUCAUCAUAGCUGCUUCGAUCUUCAAGAUCGCCCUCCUCGCCAAGAUUGCUUUCAUUAUCAAGAUCAUUGCAAUCAUCAAGGCAUUGUUGGCCAAGAAGCACGCUCAAGAGGAGGUGUCCUGGGAAUCCCAUGGCUGGGAGCCACAUGCCGAUCCUCAUGCUCAUGUUGAACAUGGCCAUGGUUGGGAGGGAGGCUGGUCUAGGUCUAGAAAUGAGGCCAACAACAUGGCCUACUCUGCCUAUAAGAAGUAAAUAUUUUUUUCGCUCGUGGAUACUUUAAAAUUUGGUCGUAAAUGCGAGCAGUCCACGAGUAGCCGACGGUGAUGUAUUACCGUCGCUUGAACUGAGCACUUGUCAUUAAGUGUGACGUCUACCACUGAAACGAAAUCGUGUCUUCUUAAUUUAUGAGAGUCUGUAUUUAUUCGUAUGAAUGUUUUCAUGUUCUAUUUAUUUUUAUUAAAAUAUUUAUCUGUACAUAAAUAAUAUAUGUUUGAACUGGUAAUUUAUUCAAUGCGAUGAACCAAAUAUAGAUAUUAUUUUAUAUGAUUUAUUGUUUAUUUAAUUAUUGUUUUUUUUUAUCUCAUUGUUUUUUUUUCAUCUUGUUUGAUCUCUGCUUUAUUCAUUUAUUUAGUGUUUUUUUAAUAUUUUUUAUUUUAUUUUUAUUUGUGUGUAUGUAAUUUAUGAAUUAGUAAAUAAAAAUCAGCAAUCA
Molecule: messenger RNA, 1237 nt
Organism: Bombyx mori (domestic silkworm)
Lineage: Eukaryota; Metazoa; Arthropoda; Insecta; Lepidoptera; Bombycidae
Exons: 3
Coding region: 34-780 (248 amino acids)
Cellular component (GO): membrane
Source: RefSeq, a predicted model, not a curated record